AUGGAAAAAAUUACGAAAUUGCCUUUGAGUUUUCUACAAAGCUUAGGGGAUACAUAGCCAUUAAUAGAAGAAGAAGAAAUGAUUCCGAUUUAGUUAAAGAAUAAUAGAUUUAAUCAUUAGAAACCUCUAAGAUGUGUCUCUCCUUUUGAAAAAAAGUCAAAAGCUACCAAAAAAAGAUGUGGUCAUGUAAUCCUAACAGAUUAACUUCAUUAGUGGAAUAACUUUCUACAUUAAAAGUUUCAAAAAGGGAAUUGA
Messenger RNA from Paramecium tetraurelia, 255 nucleotides. RefSeq lists its product as uncharacterized. The record is from RefSeq and is a predicted model, not a curated record. NCBI's taxonomy places the organism in Eukaryota, Ciliophora, Oligohymenophorea, Peniculida, Parameciidae. The transcript has a single exon.